Messenger RNA from Haliotis rufescens (red abalone), 684 nucleotides. Its product is annotated as iduronate 2-sulfatase-like. The record is from RefSeq and is a predicted model, not a curated record. The transcript has a single exon. Gene Ontology annotation, molecular function: iduronate-2-sulfatase activity. The coding region runs from base 1 to 684 and encodes 227 amino acids. Lineage: Eukaryota; Metazoa; Mollusca; Gastropoda; Lepetellida; Haliotidae.
AUGCGACAGGCUUAUUACAGCUGUGUGAGCUACGUAGAUUACGAACUUGGUAGGGUCAUUGACCAGCUGGAUAACCUGGGCUUGACCAAUAAUACAAUAAUAGCCUUCUGGGGGGAUCAUGGAUGGCAGUUGGGGGAACAUUCUGAAUGGGCGAAGCAGACAAACUUUGAGGAUGCAACACAUGCCCCCAUGAUGAUUCGUGUUCCUGGGGUCACCGAUCAUGGUGUUGUCACUGAGAAACUUACAGAAUUUGUUGAUCUCUACCCUACCCUCGUGGAGGCUGCAGGACUUCCCAAACUUGAGCAGUGUCCACCAGACUCCCAGAAUGUCAGUCUGUGCACAGAGGGUACAAGUAUGGUGCCACUUAUGACGAACCCAACACUGGAAGCAUGGAAAACUGCAGCAUUCUCCCAAUACCCCAGAGGGGGCAACGGACUUGAGGGGGACAUUGUCAUGGGUUACAGCAUGAGGACAGAGAUGUAUCGAUACACAGAGUGGAUCAACUUCAAAGGCAGGCCUAUUUAUACACCCAUGUGGGAUCAACUACAGGGAGUUGAACUCUAUGACCAUACGAAAGAUCCAGAGGAGAACUGGAACCGAGCUGAUGAUCCAUGUUACAAAGACGUCAGGGUCGAGUUGUCCAGGAACCUGCAGUUGGGCUGGAGAGGGGCUUUACCUGACUGA